Camelus dromedarius (Arabian camel) is the source of this 4246-nucleotide messenger RNA. RefSeq names its product ectonucleoside triphosphate diphosphohydrolase 1 (gene ENTPD1). Gene Ontology annotation, molecular function: hydrolase activity. The record is from RefSeq and is a predicted model, not a curated record. The transcript is spliced from 8 exons. NCBI's taxonomy places the organism in Eukaryota, Metazoa, Chordata, Mammalia, Artiodactyla, Camelidae. Gene Ontology annotation, cellular component: plasma membrane. The coding region runs from base 247 to 1488 and encodes 413 amino acids.
AACCCGGGGAAGCUUUAGGGGAAUGAGCCGCUGGACUCCUCAGCCAGUCUGCCCUUUCCAGUCAAUGAAAAAGACAUAGGGUUUGAGGUUCCUUCCGAAACGGGGCAGGCUAAUUUAGCUCCUCCCACGAGCCCGAGGGUCUGUUAUAUCUCUGUUCCUUGAGUACCUCUCUCACUAAGACCGACCACAGCAAGCAGAGGCUGAAAAAUAAAGAGCAAAAGAGGAAGAAAACAAAAGCUGCCAAUUAUGGAAGAUAGAAGGGAGUCUGAACUGAAGAGAUUUUGCUCUAGAAACAUACUGAGCAUCCUUGGCUUCUCUUCUAUCAUCGCUGUGAUAGCAUUGCUUGCUCUGGGGCUGGUCCAGAACAAACCAUUGCCAGAAAAUGUCAAGUUUGGGAUUGUGCUGGAUGCGGGCUCUUCUCACACGAGUUUGUACAUCUAUCAAUGGCCAGCAGAAAAGGAGAAUGACACAGGGAUGGUGAGUCAGGUAGAAGAGUGCAAGGUACAAGGUCCCGGAAUUGCAAACCAUGCUCAAAAAUUAAGUGAAAUAGAUGUUUAUCUGGCUGCAUGCAUGGAAAGAGCCAAGGUAGUGAUUCCAGCACCCCAGCAUACAGAGACACCUGUUUACCUGGGAGCCACGGCAGGCAUGCGGUUGCUCAGGAUGAAGAAUGGAUAUUUGGCAAGCAAGAUUCUGGCUGUGGUGACAAGCAGCAUCAGCAACUACCCCUUUGACUUCCAGGGCGCCAGAAUCAUCACUGGCCAAGAGGAGGGCGCCUACGGCUGGAUCACUACCAACUAUCUGCUGGGCAGAUUCACUCAGAAAUCGAGUUGGUUUAACCUAAAGCCAACUGGAGGUGAACCUCAGGAAACCUAUGGAGCUUUAGACCUUGGGGGAGCCUCUACACAAAUCACUUUUGUGCCCAAAGACAAAACGAUGGAGUCACCAGACAACACACUGCACUUCCGCCUCUAUGGCAGGGACUACAGUGUAUACACACACAGCUUCUUGUGCUAUGGGAAGGAUCAAGCUCUUUUGCAGAAACUAGCCAAGGACGUUAGGAAUACAGAUGGAACCAUCAGUGACCCUUGCUUUCACCCUGGAUACCAGAGGAAAAUGGUUUUAGCUGAUCUGUACGAAAGUCCCUGCACCAGGAAAUUUGAGACGUUUCUUCAAUUCGAUGAAAUUAUAAUCCAAGGCACUGGGAAUUAUCAACAGUGCCAGCAAAGCAUCCUUCAACUCUUUAACACCAGUUACUGCCCUUACUCCCACUGUGCCUUCGAUGGGAUUUUCUUGCCACCAGUCCAAGGGGAUUUUGGGAAAAUAGAUCAGCAUGUGAGGAAAGAAGUUCAACUCCCCUCUCAGACCCAGUGGAACAGUUUCUUCCAAGGUCUCCUGGCCCAGCCCAUUGUCACAGAAAGAGCUUCCUGGAGAGAGCACAGGCCCUGUAGUAAUCAGGCCUGGCUUAAACUCUGGCUUUGCCACUUGUGAACUAUCUGGAGCUCUUCACUCCCUUGGUCUCUGGGAAGACAACAGUGGGUAGAAUCAUGGAUCCUGGCUUACAUCAACCAUGGCCCAGACUGCAGUUCCCCCUCCCCUCCAGUUUCCUGAGGGAAAUACAUGACUGCACAAUGACUGGCAGAAUAAUGCUUCAUCAUUAGUUGGCUCCAAAUUCAAAUUCACAACAAACCUGACUCUCGCCUGGAUGCCCUAUAGCUGAACUGGCAUUGGCUGCCCAUCUUGGGCUUUUUUGGGGCCAGACUCCUUGCCUUUCAUCUGGCUGCUGGGAGAGAAAGUAGGGUGCCACAAAAGGGAGGGAGGUGGCCAGGGAUUCUGGAAACAGCCCAGGGCCCUUUCAAUUCCAGUCCUGCCAGGAAGUACAUCUGAACGAAAAGGAAUAUAUUAUUUUGUGUUGACAUUUUAACUUUUUUUAAACCUUUGCCUCCUGGAAGAUAGGGCCCAAUUCUUACCUUCUAGCUUGACAAACCCUUCUGACUUGGUGUGGUUGGGGGUGGUGGUGGUGGUGGUGGUGGUAGAAUUUCUUGCUUUUGAAUAUGAUUCCCCCAAUCAAGGUAGGAAGAUGUAGAGCUGGAAAAGGGUGGAGGCGCCUUGAGCUCCCCCUCUGGUGGCUUUUCUUUUUGGUCCCAUAGUUCCUGGUUGAAAUUGUCCUCACAGCCUUCUGAACCUCAGUUUGGCAGUCUCCUUACAUUAGCUCAUUGCCUUCUUCUGUUGUGGAAAAAUGUGUUACAGCUUGGUGUUACAGCUCAGUUGUGACAAAAACCUGGAUUCGGGCAAGAGACCAAGUAGCACUCGGAGAGUUGGAGAACUCAGGUUUAUUACGCCAGCGGGCCCAGAGGAGUUAACACUCCAAGCUCUGGACCCCGUCUGUAAGUUUACACAGGCCUUUAUAGGCUGCCAGUUUUACACUUUCCAACAUCAUAUGCAAAUAAAGUAUAACAGAAGUUGACCAACCAGGAACAGCUUUGUAGAAAUAGACCAAUCAGGAGUGAGAGAAGUAACCAAUCAGGAGUGAAGGAAAUAACCAAUCAGAAGUGAGCUGAGGGAACCAAUAGAAUUUUAGGGGUAAGUAAGCCGUUUCAGAGGCAAAAAGUGAGAUAGAGCCUCUGGGCCAGGGAACUGGAUGGAGCUGGCAUGAGAGUAGUGGCCCUGCUUGGGGGCCCUGCCAGUUUUUUUAUGGGGCUUCCCGCCUCAACUCUAAACAGGAUCUUUCUUCUCUGAAUAUAGUCCUUGAGUCAGCACUAUACCAUUACCUAUUCCUGCUUUGGCAGUUUCUUUCUUUUCCAAAUUUUUUUGGUCCCCUCAGUAAUUUCUCCCUAAAGCCUAAAGAUCUUUUUUUGGUGGGGGGGGGUUCUAUUUCCUCAUUUAUAAAAUGAGGACAGACAUACUUAUCUCAUUGCUAGUUGUGAGUGAUAAGCCAGACAAGCAGUGGUGGACUGGUAAAUGUCUCACAAUCAGCUCUCUGACUGGAGGGGCUGAUUUGUGGCAGUUGCUAAUUUGUAUGGUAUGAGUACUCCCCCAUGGCCUAUUUUAUGCUACCAUCACUGGCUCACAAAACUCCUGAAGUUUUAGCAACUAGCUCUUAUGAGUGGGUGUGGGAGCCCAUGACUGGGUUAACAAAUUGUAACAGACCCCAGCCGCCUGUCACCUUUAAGAAGAACAAAUGUGUUUAGUAACUGCUUUGCAAGCAGGUGCCUGUGCAUCCGCACUCCUGUCUCCUUGCCAUAAAAAGCUGAGACAAUGCCUUGCUUGCAUAGUUGAGGUUUUAGAUAGCACUCUGCUCAUUUCUAAGCAACGACCCAGGCCCUCAGCUAUAAACUACUGGGCGUGCCUGCUGUUAGAUAGUCUGCUACCCCCAAAACAAGGAACUGGCUGAUCUGGUGGUCUGCCUUGUAAUUAACAUAUCUAAAGAAUGUAUCUUGUUCCCCCUCUCCCCAUGACUACCCUAAAGAGAUAAACUAAGCCUUUAUACUCAUUGUGGAUUCUGCAAUCUCUAUCUCAUCCUGUCUUUCCCUAAGUUCCUGCAUACUAUCACACAACUGUUAAUGACUUUUUCCUUUGAUUAUACACAAUUAAUGUGGGAGCAUUUGAGAGGCUCAUGGAGUUGGCUCCCGACUCUCUCUCGCUCUCUUGACUUUUUCCACAGAGUCUCGAGUAAUUCAUUCCGUCUCGGUGGGACUUCUGCCGUCCAGAACCCACAAGUGGGUAAGAGCCAGCUACAGCGUAUCACUGUAAAUAGCAAAAAGCUAACAUAUCCUAGCUCUUUAAAAGGUUAGUUCUUUCUUCUGACUAACAGUCCUCAUUCUAGGCAGUCACUCUUGCAGGAAGUUCCUGUUGCCAAUCUAGCAUCUUGAAGUGUAACUAUUUGCAACCCCAAAAUCCAGUUGCAUUCCCAUUGUUUCCAGGACCAGUUAGCCUGGUUAUUCUCAAGCCACAAGAAAUUUAUGGGGAGGGAAUUUGCCACAAUUGCAUUCAGUACUGAUGAUCUAAUUCUUAAUCUGUAAAUAGAGUAUUAAAAACUGUCAAUACUCUUGUUGGUUUGGCUACACUGUGACUUUGGUUGCCAGACAGAAUCCAAUUUGUAGGCAAAUUAGAAACACUGAAAACGAAGAGGGAACAUCUGUGGGGAAUUACUACAAGGUAAUUUAGGAAUGUUUUAAAGAUCACAUUGUAUCACUUAUAUAAACAAUAAAGGGUAUAAAUAAAUUCAAUAGAACUGUGAUGAAAGAAC